Messenger RNA from Closterium sp. Yama58-4, 792 nucleotides. Lineage: Eukaryota; Viridiplantae; Streptophyta; Zygnematophyceae; Desmidiales; Closteriaceae. The record is from the annotation of a GenBank genome assembly.
AUGACACGGCACCAAUCAUGGUUCUCCAUACAUCCCCUCUCAAUCUCACUCAUGUAUGCAGAAGAAUUUACCCUUGAUCGAGGACCGCUAGACCUGGCAGAGGCGGACGGCAGUCGCAGUUUGGACGACAUGCCGUUGCUGCAGGUGGUGUGCCUGCAGCGGCUGUACCAACGCUGUUGCAAUGACCGGGAGGCCACAAGGAUACUGGUGAAAAUCCACCAGCGGGUUGCGCUGCCAUGCGCCACCUUCCUCUUCGCCCUCCUUGGCACUCUCUUUGCCGCGCAGCUGCAGAUCAGAAAGCGACAGGUCGGCUUCGCUCUUGCGGUCUUUGUCAUAUUCACCUACUACUCUCUUUCCGUCACUGGUGUCCUGCUUGCCCAGAUGGCGGGCGGUGGUGGUGGUGGUGGUGGUGGUGAUGGUGGUGGUGGUGGUGGUGGUGGUGGUGAUGGUGGUGGUGGUGGUGGUGGUGGUGAUGGUGGUGGUGGUGGUGGUGGUGGUGGUGAUGGUGGUGGUGGUGGUGGUGGUGGUGGUGAUGGUGGUGGUGGUGAUGGUGGUGGUGGUGGUGGUGGUGAUGGUGGUGGUGGUGGUGGUGGUGGUGGUGAUGGUGGUGGUGGUGGUGGUGGUGGUGGUGAUGGUGGUGGUGAUGGUGGUGGUGGUGGUGGUGGUGGUGAUGGUGGUGGGGAUGGUGGUGGUGGGGAUGGUGGUGGCGGUGAUGGUGGUGGGGAUGGUGGUGGCGAAAUUGCUGUUGCAGGAGGGGGAAACGGAACAGGGGGAAUGAAAACAGAAAAGUAA